Centropristis striata (black sea bass) is the source of this 2586-nucleotide messenger RNA. Its product is annotated as extracellular calcium-sensing receptor-like. The record is from RefSeq and is a predicted model, not a curated record. Gene Ontology annotation, molecular function: G protein-coupled receptor activity. The transcript is spliced from 9 exons. Gene Ontology annotation, biological process: G protein-coupled receptor signaling pathway. Bases 235 to 2586 code for a protein of 783 amino acids. Gene Ontology annotation, cellular component: membrane. NCBI's taxonomy places the organism in Eukaryota, Metazoa, Chordata, Actinopteri, Perciformes, Serranidae.
UGUGUCUUGAUUUUGUUCUCUUUCUUAUUGCCUGUUUUCUCCUCCCUUUCCUUAUCUUGUAAAUUGCGGAGACAGUUUCAUCUCAAUGGGAUACACAAGGCUGGGGAUGUGGUUCUGGGUGGGCUGUUUGAGGUCCACUACUCAUCUGUCUUCCCUGAGCUUUCCUUCACCACAGAGCCAAAUCAGCCCAGGUGCCGAGGCUUUGAUAUUCUAGGAUUCAGGCAUUCUCAGACGAUGGUCUUUGCUAUUGAUGAGAUCAACAGAAAUUCCAACCUGCUUCCUAAUGUGACUCUGGGAUACAGCCUUUACGACAACUGUGCCACACUUGGAAUUGGAUUUCGUGCUUCAUUAUCACUGGCUAGUGGCCAAGAGGAGCAAUUUCUUUUGGAUGAGACCUGUGUGGGGGCCCCUCCGGUCCUGGGGAUUGUGGGUGAUUCAUACUCAACGUUUACAAUUGCCAUGUCAAGUGUAAUAGGUUUAUACAAGUUGCCCAUUGUAAGCUACUUUGCCACAUGUCCCUGCCUGAGUGAUCGUCAGCGCUUUCCAUCCUUCUUCAGAACAAUCCCAAGUGAUACUUUCCAGGUGCGUGCCAUGAUUCAGAUUCUGAAACACUUUGGUUGGACAUGGGCAGGUCUCCUGGUCAGUGAUGAUGACUAUGGACUCCACGCUGCCCGGUCCUUUCAAUCUGACCUGGCUCAGUCUGGCGGAGGUUGUCUGGCCUACGCUGAGAUUUUACCCUGGGGCAAUGAUCCAAUUGAACUUAGAAAGAUUGUCAAUUUGAUAAAAAAAUCCACAGCUCGUGUGGUCAUUGUGUUUGCACAUGAGAUUCACAUGAUUAACCUUAUGGAGGAGGUGGUGAGGCAGAAUGUGACAGGCCUGCAGUGGAUAGCCAGUGAAGCUUGGACAUCAGUAUCUUUGCUUCAGACACCCCGCCUCAUGCCGUACCUGGGUGGCACUCUGGGCAUUGCCAUCCGUCGAGGAGAAAUUCCAGGACUCAGGGAAUUCCUUUUACAAAUACGUCCUGAUCUUCACUACAACAACAGCUAUGGAAAUAACAUAGUUAAUCAGUUUUGGGAAUAUACGUUUCAGUGUCGAUUUGCACCACCUCCAGCAGGUUGGGUGGAAGCUGGAGGGGCACUGUGCACUGCACAGGAAGAUCUAGAGAAUGCAGAAACGGAGUUGUUUGAUGUGUCAGAACUCAGGCCUGAGUACAACGUAUACAAGGCUGUGUAUGCUCUGGCCUAUGCACUUGAUGACAUGCUGCACUGUGUGCCAGGAAGAGGACCUUUCAGCGGGAACAGUUAUGCUGGAUUGCAAAGACUGGAGCCAUGGCAGCUUGUACAUUAUUUGCAAAACGUCAACUUCACCACACCUUUUGGUGAUGAAGUAUCAUUUGAUGAGGAUGGUGAUGUCUUUCCAAUAUAUGAUGUCAUGAACUGGCUGUGGCUCCCUGAUGGACGAACAAAGAUUCAGAAUGUGGGUGAGGUUAAAGAGUCAGCUGAAGGUGAAGAACUCACACUGGAUGAAGACAAAAUCUUCUGGAACUCUGAAUCCAAACAGCCACCCCGGUCAGUGUGCAGUGAGAGCUGUCCUCCAGGUACACGCAUGGCUAGAAAGAAAGGGCCACCUGAGUGCUGCUUUGACUGCAUCCCUUGUUCUGAGGGAAAGAUCAGCAAUAAGACUGACUCCAUGGAGUGCACCAGUUGUCCAGAGGACUUCUGGUCCAGCCCCCAGCGUGACCACUGUGUUCCUAAGAAAACUGAGUUCCUCUCCUACCAUGAGCCUCUGGGUAUCUUCCUGACUACAGCCUCAUUGUUGGGCACAUUUAUUUGUGUUGUAGUCCUGGUAAUCUUCACAUAUCAUCACAAUACACCAAUGGUACGUGCCAACAAUUCAGAACUGAGUUUCCUGCUCUUGGGGUCACUUAAACUAUGUUUCCUGUGUUCACUGCUGUUUAUCGGCCGUCCCAGACUGUGGACAUGCCAACUGAGACAUGCAGCAUUUGGGAUCAGCUUUGUGCUUUGUGUAUCCUGCAUCCUGGUGAAAACCAUGGUGGUUCUUGUUGUGUUCAAGGCCUCCAAGCCAGGAGGUGGAGCCAGUCUGAAGUGGUUUGGUGCUGUGCAGCAGAGAGGAACAGUUCUGGUUCUUACUUCUAUUCAGGCAGCAAUCUGCACUGCUUGGCUUGUCUCUGCUUCACCAGCUCCUCAUAAAAACACUCAAUACUACAAUGACAAGAUAGUUUAUGAAUGUGUAGUCGGGUCCACAGUUGGUUUUGCAGUAUUACUGGGUUACAUUGGCUUAUUAGCUACUAUCAGCUUCUUGUUAGCAUUUCUGGCAAGGAAUCUUCCAGACAACUUCAAUGAAGCCAAACUCAUCACUUUCAGCAUGCUGAUCUUCUGUGCUGUGUGGGUGGCCUUUGUUCCUGCUUAUGUAAACUCUCCAGGAAAAUAUGCAGAUGCAGUGGAGGUAUUUGCCAUCCUGGCCUCCAGUUUUGGUCUCUUGGUGGCUCUGUUUGGACCCAAAUGUUUCAUAAUUUUGCUAAGACCAGAGAGGAACACAAAGAAAGCAAUCAUGGGUCGGGGAUAA